CGAAAAGCAGACACGAUAAUGGUGAGCCGCGACACUGGUGGCCGUCUCAUCAAGCUACUUUUGUACACAAUGGCGCUACCCACGAUCUCAAGACUUGGUUUUGAACUGACAAGGAUAGGACAGAAUGGAUCACGAAGUUUUGUUACAAGCAGUUGUUGCCUGGUAGAACAAGAUUGGCGAUACAAAAACGGACUACCGAGAAAUCCGAAUGCAUAUGGUCCCCUGACUGACGGACGUGACUUUACUUUUGUUGAUCAAAGAGUUACCCCAAUUGGUGCUGGUCAACUAAAACGUCUUGAGAAACACAGAAUUUAUGCAGAAAAAAUUCUGCAAACUGUAAAAGAAAUGAAUUUUGCAAUUGAGAGGCGUGCAAACCUUCAAAAACAGAGUGUUGAAAAACGGAAAGAGAUCCUAGAAAGCAAAUUGAAACCUAAAGGUCACUUGCUGCUUUCUGAACGAAAAUGAAAAAUGAAAUUUUCUAGUACAACAUAAUUCAUGUAAUAAAAGAUUAACAAUAAUGAUGAA
Messenger RNA from Daphnia carinata, 525 nucleotides. It is a transcript of the gene mRpL52, whose product is annotated as large ribosomal subunit protein mL52-like. Gene Ontology annotation, cellular component: mitochondrial large ribosomal subunit. The transcript is spliced from 4 exons. Lineage: Eukaryota; Metazoa; Arthropoda; Branchiopoda; Diplostraca; Daphniidae. Gene Ontology annotation, molecular function: structural constituent of ribosome. Bases 19 to 465 code for a protein of 148 amino acids. The record is from RefSeq and is a predicted model, not a curated record. Gene Ontology annotation, biological process: mitochondrial translation.